AGGAGGGUGCAGUUUUGAAACGCCGAGACCGACUGAAGGAGUGGAGGAUGGAGGAGGAUGGGAGAGCACAUUAUCCCCUAUAAGUGACCCAUAUCUUCCAGCGGACUCACGGUUUAUCCAGGCUAGUUGUUUUCCCGAGGAUUUGCUCCACCACGAUGUCGGCUUCGGCGAUUUUUAUCCUCGAUUUGAAGGGGAAGGUGCUGAUCUGUCGUAACUACAUGGGGAAUGUGGACAUGAAUGAGAUCGAUCACUUCAUGCCGAUGUUGAUGAAGAGGGAGGAGGAGGCAGAGAUGACGCCCCUGAUCACACAUGGAUCCACACACUUCCUCUGGGUCAAACACAGCAACCUCUACUUGGUGGCGAUGACCAAGAAAAAUGCCAACGCUGCUCUAGUAUACUCCUUCCUUUAUAAAAUAGUUCAGGUUUUUAAAGAAUAUUUUAAGGAAGUGGAGGAGGAGAGCAUCCGAGAUAACUUUGUGACGGUGUAUGAGCUGAUGGAUGAGGUCAUGGACUUUGGGUUUCCUCAGACAACGGACAGCAAGAUCCUACAAGAGUACAUAACACAGCAGGGUCAUAAGCUGGAGGUGGGUGCCCCAAGACCCCCAGCAACAGUUACCAACGCAGUGUCCUGGCGCUCCGAGGGCAUCAAGUAUCGCAAGAAUGAGGUCUUUAUGGAUGUCAUCGAGUCUGUGAAUCUACUGGUGAGUGCAAAUGGCAGUGUACUUCGCAGUGAGAUUGUGGGGUGCAUCAAACUCAAAGUGGUUUUGUCUGGCAUGCCUGAGCUCCGCCUGGGCCUCAAUGACAAAGUGCUUUUCGAGAUCACAGGCAGAGAGAAGAGUAAGACAGUAGAGCUGGAGGACGUGAAGUUUCAUCAGUGCGUCCGCCUGUCACGCUUUGAGAACGAUCGCACCAUCUCUUUUAUACCACCGGAUGGCGAGAGCGAACUCAUGUCCUACCGCCUCAACACAGCAGUGAAGCCGCUCAUAUGGAUCGAGAGCGUGAUUGAGAAGUUCUCUCACAGUCGUGUGGAGAUCAAGGUGAAGGCCAGAAGUCAGUUCAAAAGUCGAUCAACUGCCAACAAUGUGUCCAUUCUGGUGCCAGUCCCCAGUGACGCUGACUCACCCAAGUUCAAGACGAGCACUGGCAGCGCCAAAUGGCUCCCUGAGAAGAAUGUGGUGCAGUGGAACAUCAAGUCCUUCCCUGGUGGUAAAGAAUACAUGAUGCGUGCCCACUUUGGCCUGCCCAGUGUGGAGGGUGACGAGAUGGAAUCCAAGAGACCCAUCACUGUUAACUUUGAGAUCCCAUAUUUUACUGUUUCUGGCAUACAGGUGAGAUACCUCAAGAUCAUAGAGAAGAGUGGUUACCAGGCGUUACCGUGGGUGCGCUACAUCACACAAAGUGGAGAUUACCAACUCCGGACGAACUAAAGGGCACGGAUCUGCUAGUCCAAUGGAUAUUUUCAGUUUCUCCGACUCCACUGUCUGCAGCCAGAACAGAGGGCACGUGGACAAAUGCCAAAUGUGUUCCAGCAAAAGUCCAGACCAGAGAGGAGACAUCGUUGCUUCCUCAAAGACAAAUUCGCCUCAAAGGGAACAUGUAAAGGAGGUUGAAGACUUAAAGAGGCGUGUAAUGUGUAAUCUUAUCACUGUGAUUUUUGGCAUUUUUUAUCAUGUGCGUAAUUGUUAUUGUGUGAAGCGAAUACUGUAUUGGGGUAAGCAGUGGAUAGCUAGUAUAUAAGAUGUCAAAUUUGUCAGAGUGACGUCCAUAUUUUGGCUAAAAGAAGAGUAUCAGACCAAAAGAAAAUAAUGUUUACAGCUAAUGAAAUAAUUAAUAUUGGAACUAAAUUUUUUUAAAUAAUAUAAUUUGUUUUUUAAAGUGCCGUCCAGAUUUCCUUUUCACAGUUUUGUCUCCAGGAAAGCUUUACUUUUUUCUUCAUUCCUAAAUAAACAUUAAUAAAUAAACCAUUCCAGCUUUAAAGGCGCCCUAUGUAACUUUUCGAUUUUUCUCAAUGGUAAAGUUACUGAUUUCAUAGGUUAUUCAAGGUUUCAUAGUACAGCAUUAAACUAUCUUUUUAGUGAGAAAUGGGAUGCUACCUGGCCAAGUUACAAGUCAGAUGUGUGGAGAGGAGACCCUGCUCACAAUAAGAACGCAGAAUUUUUAGCAACUAUAAUUGAAUGCAAGAUGCAAAUGGAUACGCUUAAUGCCAUACUGUGGAACAUUACAGGCGAAGCAACAACAGCUCAAUGAAGCAGACUGCAGAUCACCCUAAAAAAAGUAACAUAUUGUAGCUCACCUUUAACUACCACAUUUCUAUUGUAUUAUAUUUUUACAUGCACACUUUAUGACUAACCCUGCCAACCGUCUCAAAAUCUGCCAGGUGGAAUUUCUUACACUCUCUUCCUUGUUCUGUUUGAAUAAUACAUUGGUUGCCUUAAAAAUCUCCUAUCUCAUCAACUCAGCACUGUGAACUCAAUCCACCAGUCUUCUGAAAGCUACACCGCUGACUAGAUCAAUGAUUAAUAAGGCACAAUAUUGUCUGAGGCUCUGGCAACGCAACAUAAUACGACCUCCCCUCUCCCACAGGGCUUGUAACCUUGUCCAUGCAUUCCCAAUCAGCUUGUAACUUUGAGGUAGAGACUAAAGGAACGAGCCGGGCUGAAAACAUUUGGUAUUUUCUUCUGUUGAAUUGCUGUUCUUGCAGGUUUUAUGGCGAAGGACGAAUAGUUGGAGAUGGAGAAUUGGAAAGUAAUUGGUAACACUUUAUAAUGACUACACUUAUUUAUGCCUUAAAAAGUAUAAACAAAGGCUUAAAUCAUAAUGUCCACUCUAUUCAGAUAUAGUCCCCUGACCUAUUAAAGUUAAAGUUGCAUUGUGUAACUUUUCUGGUGGAGGGUCCUUCGAAUUGGCCAGGAUGACAGCACCUCCCAGUUUCAUUUCUCUCCAGUGACUAGGUCAGGAAUCAGAAUACACUAGAUGGUUUGCAAGAACCCCGGAAGUGCAAGUUCAGGCACCAGUCAAUCAGUGAAGAGCCAUACAUUCUGUGUUGGUUCCCGAGAUUGAGGAUUUAAAGCCAGAACAAAGAGAAUGUUUGGUGAAUUUUAUCAAGGGUAAAGACGUUAUUGCCCUUCUUCCUACAGGAUUUGGGAAAAACUUAAUAUACCAGUUAGCACCGUUAGCAGCACAUUACUACCCCACGACCAAAUAGCAGCUAUUGGUUAAAUUUAAAAAAGUAUCCGCCCACCCUCGAGCAAGCAAAUCCUAAUGCUGCGAGGUCAGGCAGUUUCCACGAAGUGAAACCGGAUGAUCGGGCUACCUUCAAAUGCUUUUCUCCUUGGAAAUGUGAUGGCUUUGUCUGAAAUGUUUUACAGUAUGGCAUUAAACCUUUCUACCUUCAUGGAGACCAAACCAGACCAAGUUAUAGAUCAGAUCUAUGGAGAGGCGACCCCUUUCACAGUCAGAAUGCCUGUUUUUUUUAGGUAUUUUUGAGCUGUAAAACCAACUGUAAUUGAAUAAAUGUAAGAGAGAGCUGUUUAAUGUCAUACUGUGGAACAUUCCAGGCAGAGCAAUGAUAUCUCCAUGGAAACUAGUAGGUGACCAACCCUCCACCAGAAAAGUUACACAAUGCACCUUUAAGUAGUUACAAAGCCUGAUUCAUUCUUAAUAAACUUGUUCAUACAUUUUUUCAUUAUGAUUGAUGUUUAUGAUUUACGAAGGCCAAUUAAAGGUGCAUUCUGUAAUUUUUUAUUUUUUUGGUGUGUGGUCUGCCAACUGCUUGUAUCUAUGGAGACAUUACUGCUUUGUCUUGAAUGUUCCACAGAAUGGCAUUAAACUGAUCCAUUCACUUGCCAACGCUUUUACUGCAUUCUUACAUUCUUACUGUAAGCAGGGUCACCUCUCCUCAGAUCUGACUUGUAAUUUGCCCUUGUGGUGUCCCGAUGGAGAUAGAUACAGUAUAUUUAAUGCCAUAUUGCUGAACACUCCAGACAAAGCAAAUAAGAAAGCAAAGCAAAGAAAGCAAAGCAUCUCCACGGAGACAGCAAAUGUUCCACUAGAAAGUUACAUAAUGCACCUUUAAAGUGUAGUUAUUAUGAAGUGGUAUCAAGUAAUUAAAUGUUUUUUUGGGUUUUUUGCUUUGGGAAUAUUUAAACUUGUUUUUCUAUUUCAAAAGGCCAACCUCUACUAGUAUUUUUUUCCCAUCUUUGUUAAGCAUGCAUUGCACCGCUCAUUUCAACAGCACUGCCAACAAACAAAAACAUGUAGAGAAUUUAUAGUGGCAACCAAACUAUAAAUUCUCAUGUACAAUCAGUUAUAUCUUGCGAGGAGGCGUUCUUUGAUCAAUGUGGGUUUUUAAAUAAUAAUAUGUAAUGUGUUAAUUUAUCAACUUGUUUUGUCUUAUAGGAUUCAUAGGGAUAUAUUUGGAAAUAAAGGUUUUGUAUCUUCUUGUA
This is a messenger RNA of Boleophthalmus pectinirostris (great blue-spotted mudskipper), 4445 nucleotides long. RefSeq names its product adaptor related protein complex 1 subunit mu 3 (gene ap1m3). NCBI's taxonomy places the organism in Eukaryota, Metazoa, Chordata, Actinopteri, Gobiiformes, Gobiidae. Gene Ontology annotation, cellular component: clathrin adaptor complex; clathrin-coated vesicle. Gene Ontology annotation, biological process: intracellular protein transport; vesicle-mediated transport. The coding region runs from base 156 to 1427 and encodes 423 amino acids. The record is from RefSeq and is a predicted model, not a curated record. Gene Ontology annotation, molecular function: clathrin-cargo adaptor activity. The transcript has 12 exons.